Anisakis simplex (herring worm) is the source of this 351-nucleotide messenger RNA. The record is from the annotation of a GenBank genome assembly. Lineage: Eukaryota; Metazoa; Nematoda; Chromadorea; Rhabditida; Anisakidae.
AUCCAANUUUUUUCAGAUCCAAAUAUCAAUUGCACCGUACUGAAAUCGAGAAGCCGUCGUCUAUCCAACAAGAAAAACUGCGCUCAGUUCCCGAAAGACGAUUUAGAUGGACACAAUGAGCGGGAAACACGUAUCUCAAGAUCAAUUAGCGGAUCGUCGAAUGUCGAUAUAAUUGAUGGUGUUUCGGGCGCACUACCAUCCGUUAUCUCAGGAACACAUUCGUUCUCGAUGGAUAAUGAUGAUAUGCUGAGACGAGCAACACGUAGCCCAUUAUCGCAACAAAUCCAGUUAUGGAAGAAUGAACUCAGUGGAGGUAUGUUCCCUCUGAUAGUAAUGCCUCUCGGAAUAUGA